AUGUUCCAAGAACCGGCCGUGGGGCUUGGACGCGUUGUUGGCACCACCAUCUUGCGAGCGAUCCCACGCGCUGGUCAGCGUGUUGGCAAGCAAAGGGCAAAAAGAAGAAAAAAAGUUACGACGGUUCUGGAGUACCGUGACCAAGGUCUGGUUCGCCCAAAGGUCCUGAUCGUGGUCCCGUUUCGCAGCGCGGCUAUGAAGAUUGUCGACACGAACCAGCGCCUCUUCACCGGGGACGAUCCCAAGCUUGUGACUAACUACAAACGCUUCCAGUCCGAGUACGGCGGCGAAACGCUGGCCUUCCCGAAGGUCAACCCCAAGCCGGAGGACUACUAGCGGACAUUCGCGGGAAACACCGACGACAACUUCCGGAUCGGCAUCUCGUUCAGCAAAAGUUCGAUGAAGCUGUACACAAAGUACUACAAUUCGGACUUGAUUCUUGCCUCUCCGCUGGGACUCCGGAUGACCAUCGGCGCCGAGGGCGAAUCCGAGCGGGACUUUGACUUCCUCUCAUCCAUCGAACUCCUUAUCCUAGACCAAGCGGAGAUCCGUCUCGCCCAGAACUGGGACCACUUGCUGCACCUGAUGGACCACCUUCACCUGCAACCCCAAUCAACCGAACACACCGACUUCUCCCGCGUCCGCUACUGGUGCCUCAACGGAUGGUCUCGCUUCUACCGACAAACCCUCCUCUUUUCCUCCCACGACCUGCCCGAAUUCCGCUCCAUCUUCAACAACAAAUGCGCCAACUACCACGGCAAGGCCCGCGUCGCCAACCCCGUCAAAACCGGCUCAAUCCGGCACGCCAUCGUCCCCCUUCCCCAAACCUUCCACCGCAUCAAGGUGCCCUCCCUCGAGGCUUCCUACGACGCCAAGUUCGCCCACUUCACCACCGUCCUCCUGCCCCAGCUCCGCUCCGUCACGAUGGCCCGCACCCUCAUCUUCAUCCCGUCCUACUUCGACUACGUCCGGCUGCGCAACUACUUCAAAAAGGAAGAGCUCAACUUUGUCCAAAUCUGCGAGUACUCCAAGGACGGCAAAAUCGCCCGCGCCCGCGACAUGUUCUUCCACGGCAGUGCCCACUUUAUGCUCUACUCCGAACGCUCGCACUUCUUCCGGCGGACGCGAAUCAAGGGCAUCCGCCACCUCGUAUUCUACCAACUGCCUUACACGCUCACCAAAUAAAACCAUAUUUAUGGU
Culex pipiens pallens (northern house mosquito) is the source of this 1200-nucleotide messenger RNA. Its product is annotated as U3 small nucleolar RNA-associated protein 25 homolog. Gene Ontology annotation, cellular component: small-subunit processome; nucleolus. The record is from RefSeq and is a predicted model, not a curated record. Gene Ontology annotation, molecular function: U3 snoRNA binding; rRNA binding. Gene Ontology annotation, biological process: maturation of SSU-rRNA from tricistronic rRNA transcript (SSU-rRNA, 5.8S rRNA, LSU-rRNA). NCBI's taxonomy places the organism in Eukaryota, Metazoa, Arthropoda, Insecta, Diptera, Culicidae. The transcript has 2 exons.